AUGAGAGACAAGUCUUCUAGCAUGGUGUCGCAAAUAUUCAACAACAGAUGUUCGCAACUGCUCACGUUGGCUGUGUGCUUCUACGCUGCCAACGUGAGCGCGUCAAAUUACUCCUCGAUUGUGGAUAUUUGGCCCGACAUGGCAAACUUGUCUGCGGAGCCCAGACAACCCGGUGUCAGUUACAUUACUGGCGGCUUAUCCUUGUUUCAUUGUUGCAAAAUCGCUCUCAACGCGUCUGUGCAAAUUGAAGACGGGCGGUUAAGCUUUGUUCCCGGCCAAACGUUCCUUCACGGUGAUCCUCAGGUUUUUGCUGGAUAUCCAAACCCGUGCAAUGGGCCUCCAUAUACUGGAUAUGAAGCAAGCGUACCACAGGGAACCAUCAGUUAUUCCUGGUGUGCGGAAAGAUGCCCGGGCUGGCAACGCAUCGACCUGCACGAUGUGAAAGCAUGGGUUCAACAGAUGCUCUCCUACACUCUGCCAGCAGCCAUCUUCAGCACAAACAUACCGCGUCGUCGACAGCUCCGUAUCCCUAGCCAAUACUUUCCCCGCUUGACUUUUCUCUCGUUUCUGUCCCUGGCAUACAAGCUUCCUAUUGCGACCUUCUUAGCCACUGUAGACGUAGUCCUGUGGUUGGUCGUCGUCUUUUGUCUUUCGGGGCCGAUGAUGUUGUCUGGCCUAUACGGGAGCUUACUGGAUCACAAAGUACUUCGACAGCUGGCCACAAAUUCAACUUUGAGAUCGUUGACAUUCAAGCAACGAUGCCAUCUUACAAUGAUUCUACCACUUGGGAGCCUUGACCAGAAGCCUGCCUGGGAAGCCUCGGUGUCUGUUGUGAAGAGGCUUCCAGACCUGACAGCCGUAGCAACCGAUAGAGACCGGCUUGUUGGCAGGAAGAUACGAAUGCUGUUGCAAACCCAGCAGAUGUUUGGCUCCGCGCUAGGUAUUGGGGUGCUUUUCUUCAUCUCGGCCUUCAUCUACGCAUGCUUGGAACUGCAAGACAAUCUCGGCGGGUCGUAUGUAUACCACGAGCAGCUCACUAGUGCUGAGGGGGUCUUCUCUCAUAAUCUAGCUUUCGGGAUCUUCUGGAUGGUAAUUCCUCACGUUGCCAUCAUCGCCAAUAUGACGCUUAUGAGCUCGGAUCUGACUUCUUGGGAUCUCGUGGCCCUCGAACAUGUCCCAGAAAGUCAUCAGGUGGACCCUCAGCUUCGCAAAGGGGAGGGAAUCUGGCAUCGGGUGCUGAGGCAUUUUGGAUUGUGCUCCAGAGAUACCUCCGCAUUAUCUUACAAAGUGGCCUGGCAAUGGGACCAGGGGCGCUGUAAGAUGGGUUGGGUGGAAAGGUAUAUCGAGGAAUACCCUAGGUUGGGGCGCAGUCUACGUACACAACUUCGCAUCAGUUCUCUUGAGAUGGUGUGCUCCAUCUGGCUUCCGGCUCUGUUCAUACUUUUGGUUCCUAGCGCCCUGGGAUGCUUGAUCAGGUACGUCAGUGUUUUUGCGACGACACCGUUGGUGGGAAUCGGCUGUAAGUCGAUCAUCCCUAUCGUAUACCUCGCAGCGCAGUUCUGCGGAGUGCUCCGUGUGUUCUAUGUUCUUUUCGCUUUCGCGGCCGGUGUUGCAUCUGUAGGGGGUACAAUCGCCGUCGACCUUGGAAUGACAAAUAACUGUCUAUGCCUAAUUCCGGUAAGUGUACAUCUCAUGUCUCAAUGGAUGAAGCGGUUUGACCCUUCAGCCGUGACAUUUUUAAGCUCAAACGUUAAUGAAGGAAAGUAUUAUGCAUCUCAGUUCUGGCUCAACUGCGGCAUUGCCACUGCAGCUUUUCUCUUCGCAAUGAUGUACCUUGGAUGGUGGUGGUCAAGGAGUUUGUGGACGCAAUUCUACGCUCUGUGCGACGAGAUCAGCGGGUCGUUAGAAAAAAUAGCUGCCCAAAAGAUAAGAACCGUGUUCAAAGGGUACAGGAUUCCAACAACUGAGAUUCACCAAAGGCCUCCUUCCCCCUCAUACUGCGGAAAUUUCCUCCAUGCAAGCCAAACCGCUCGGUAUAGAGAUUGGGAAACAGCUCUAGGACGCAGUGCUUUCAUCUUGGUCCCAAACUACCCGGACGGAGCGUUCUUUCUGGCCACCGGACUGGACAUUCUUCGGCUGUGUCAACUUCGCAACCUUCUUCCAAGGCUGGUGGCGGCCAUCGUUGGUGGUUUGGUUGACUAUAGAAGUCGUUGCCACUCAAGGUAUCAAGGGUCUAUCUAUAUUUAUUCAUUGGCGCUAACUAUCAAACAAACAGAUCAUCACUGCUCAGCCCAGGAAAUAAAUUGA
Messenger RNA from Nannizzia gypsea CBS 118893, 2307 nucleotides. RefSeq lists its product as hypothetical. The coding region runs from base 1 to 2307 and encodes 768 amino acids. The record is from RefSeq and is a predicted model, not a curated record. The transcript has 9 exons. Lineage: Eukaryota; Fungi; Ascomycota; Eurotiomycetes; Onygenales; Arthrodermataceae.